UUUUUUGAACAACAUGGAGGAAUCAAAUCAAAAUAUUUCUGACAAUAACGAGCAAAAGGAAUCGGAUGAAAGCGAAGAAAUUUUGAGUUUUGAAUCAAAGUUUUGUGUACUUCUUGAGAAUCAAAAUGAGACCUCUUCCCUGGACAAAGAUGAAGAUGUUAUUGAUUUAAAAAUAAAAUUAAAAAACGAAAAAAGGAAAAAUAAGUUUAAUAAAAGAAAAAUACGGAAAAAGUCCUUUGACAACGAAAUUGACGAAUUGGUUAAAUUAAUUGAAUCAAAAAAUGAAUUAAAUAAAGAAUUGGUGAAUGAAGAAAUUGAAGAAUUAAAUAAUUUAGAGGAAAAUGAAGAAGAAGAAAAUAUGGCUCUAUUACACAAUAUACGUCCAAUCAACUAUUAUGCGUCCAAUCAACUUUUAUACGUCCAAUCAAAGUUCGUACGUCCAAUGAAAAGUUUAUACGUCCAAUGA
Messenger RNA from Meloidogyne enterolobii, 466 nucleotides. NCBI's taxonomy places the organism in Eukaryota, Metazoa, Nematoda, Chromadorea, Rhabditida, Meloidogynidae. The record is from the annotation of a GenBank genome assembly.